Messenger RNA from Octodon degus (degu), 3669 nucleotides. It is a transcript of the gene Pcsk7, whose product is annotated as proprotein convertase subtilisin/kexin type 7. Bases 227 to 2593 code for a protein of 788 amino acids. Gene Ontology annotation, molecular function: serine-type endopeptidase activity. Gene Ontology annotation, biological process: protein processing. The record is from RefSeq and is a predicted model, not a curated record. Gene Ontology annotation, cellular component: trans-Golgi network; Golgi membrane. NCBI's taxonomy places the organism in Eukaryota, Metazoa, Chordata, Mammalia, Rodentia, Octodontidae. The transcript is spliced from 17 exons.
UGCCGCUGUCACUGGCUGGGGCUCCCGGGAAGCCGCGAGUUUCCGCAGGGAGGCGGCGGCGGCGGCGGCGGCGGCGGCAGCUGCGGCCGGGCCGGUCUACAGCCUAUGCUCAGAAUCAACACUAUUCAGCGAAGGUGACACCUUUGCUCCAGGUGCACAAAAUGAGUGUGACGUGGUUAGCCAGACCAGGAGCUCAACGUCACAGAGAGCCCAGCCUGCUGCUCUGAUGCCGAAGGGGAGGCAGACAGUGCCAUGUCUGGAUGCCCCUCCGGGCCUGCCCACCCACCUCUGGCUGCAGUUGGCUGUGCUGUUCGUAUUGGUUCCCUGGGUCAUGGGCUUGGCAGGGGCAGGCGGGCCUGAUGCCCAGGGCACAGGGGGGCUCAGCUGGGCUGUGCACUUGGACAGCCCGGAAGGUAAUCACCAGGAAGAACAUCUGGAGCAGCAAGCGGAUGCCGUGGCCCAGGCUGCAGGGCUGGUGAAUGCUGGGCGCAUCGGAGAGCUCCGGGGCCACUACCUCUUUGUGCAGCCAGCUGGGCCUAGCCACGCCACGGAGGUGCAGGCCAUCCGGCAGCAGGCUGAGGCCGUGUUAGCUGGGCAUGAGGCUGUGCGCUGGCACUCGGAGCAGAGGCUGCUGAAGCGGGCCAAGCGCAGCGUCCACUUCAAUGACCCCAAGUACCCGCAGCAGUGGCACCUGAACAACCGGCGGAGCCCUGGCAGGGACAUAAACGUGACAGGUGUGUGGGAGCGCAAUGUAACCGGGCGCGGGGUGACGGUGGUGGUGGUGGACGACGGAGUAGAGCACACCAUCCAGGACAUUGCACCCAACUAUAGCCCUGAGGGUAGCUAUGACCUCAACUCUAAUGAUCCUGACCCCAUGCCCCACCCGGAUGUGGAGAAUGGCAACCACCAUGGCACGCGGUGUGCAGGCGAGAUCGCCGCUGUGCCCAACAACAGCUUCUGUGCAGUGGGCGUGGCCUACGGGAGCCGCAUAGCAGGCAUCCGGGUACUGGACGGGCCGCUCACGGACAGCAUGGAGGCUGUGGCAUUCAACAAGCACUAUCAGAUCAAUGACAUCUACAGCUGCAGCUGGGGCCCUGAUGAUGACGGGAAGACAGUGGAUGGCCCCCACCAGCUUGGAAAGGCUGCCUUGCAACAUGGAGUGAUGGCCGGUCGCCAGGGCUUUGGGAGCAUCUUCGUGGUGGCCAGUGGCAAUGGGGGCCAGCACAAUGACAACUGCAACUACGAUGGCUACGCCAACUCCAUCUACACCGUCACCAUAGGUGCUGUGGAUGAGGAGGGCCGGAUGCCUUUCUAUGCAGAAGAGUGUGCCUCCAUGCUGGCGGUCACCUUCAGCGGUGGGGACAAGAUGCUCCGGAGCAUUGUGACCACCGACUGGGACCUCCAGAAGGGCACCGGCUGCACAGAGGGCCACACGGGGACCUCUGCGGCAGCACCUCUGGCAGCUGGCAUGAUCGCCCUCAUGCUGCAGGUGCGGCCGUGUCUCACAUGGCGCGAUGUCCAGCAUAUCAUUGUCUUCACAGCCACCCAGUAUGAAGAUCGCCGUGCAGACUGGCUCACCAAUGAGGCGGGCUUCAGCCACAGCCACCAGCACGGCUUCGGCCUGCUCAGUGCUUGGAGACUCGUCAAUGCAGCCAAGAUCUGGACGUCUGUCCCUUACUUAGCUUCCUACGUCAGCCCCAUGUUGAAAGAGAACAAGGCUAUUCUGCAGUCCCCCCACUCACUGGAGGUCCUGUGGAAUGUCAGCAGGGUGGACCUGGAGAUGUCGGGGCUGAAGACCCUGGAGCACGUGGCAGUGACUGUCUCCAUCGCUCACCCCCGCCGCGGCAGCCUGGAACUGAAACUCUUUUGUCCCAGUGGCAUGAUGUCCCUUAUCGGCGCCCCCCGCAGCUUGGACUCGGAUCCCAGUGGCUUCAAUGACUGGACCUUCUCCACUGUGCGGUGCUGGGGAGAAAGAGCGAAGGGCACAUACAGACUGGUCAUCAGGGACGUAGGUGAUGAACUGCCCCAGUUGGGUGUCCUCCAGCAGUGGCAGCUGACCUUGUACGGCUCCACAUGGAGUGCCGUGGACAUCAGGGAAAGACAAAGGCUGCUAGAAAGUGCCAUGAGCGGCAAAUACCUGCACGAUGGCUUUGCUCUGCCCUGCCCACCCGGACUGAAAAUUCCGGAGGAGGAUGGCUACACCAUCACCCCCAACACGCUGAAGACCCUGGUGCUGGUGGGCUGUUUUACCGUCUUCUGGACCAUUUACUACAUGCUGGAGUUGUACAUGAGCCACCGAAAUGUGGCUUCCACCCGAGGUAGUAGGAAUGGACCAUGCCACUGGCCCCCACGGAGUCGAAAACCCAGAGAGGAAGGGACAGAGCUGGAAUCAGUGCCGCUUUGCAACAGUAAGGAUCUGAACGGAGCAGAGACCGAGAAUGGGAGCCCUCCCACCACAUCUGACCUCCUCGCCCCAGACCUCCUCGGUGAAGGGGACUGGACCCUGCCCCAGAACAGCCAGAGUGCCCUGGACUGCCCUCGUCAGCACCAACCCCUAGACCUGUUGCAGGGGAAGGAGGAACAGAUCUGCUGACCUCAGGGCAUGGAAGACUUGAAGUAGGCCGGGCUCUCCCGAAGUCAGGGAAGCUGCUCCCAGCUCUGGGGCACUCUAGGGAAAAAGCAGUCCUGAUGCUUACACCUGAAACCUGAGCAUUCUCUGGCUACCCUCAGCGAGGGGAGGGCCUUCAGAAGGAAAAGCAGCAGAAGAUGGUGCCAGGGGACCGCCUGGAGAGAGGACAGGAUCCUCUUCCAACUGACUGGAUGCUUUCAAGGAGAAGCCCUUGCCAAGGGAUUGGCUCUCCUGUUGGCCGAAUGCCACGACCGUUUCUCGUGGGCAAGCCAGUGAUGACAGUUACAGGGGUUGCUAACGCUGUGGGUUGAGGGGGGUUGAGGUGGGUUGAGGCCCUGUGGUGGCCGGCGAGUGUCGUGGGAGACAGAGUCGUGGGAAGAGUCCCAGGCCGACCUGCCCUAAAGCAGUGCUUUCCCAGCCUUUUCCAGGAGUGGCACUCCCAAACGGUGCCAGCCUUGGACGUGCCCUGCCUCCUUCACCUUUGCUCCUGCCCCUCCUCCUAGAGGGUAGGUACAUGGGUCCUGGCAUAGUGAGGAGGGACACAGCUCCUUGGGGCUGAACUGCCUCCCUAGGGAAGUCUGCCACAGGAUGGAGGAGCAGGCGUGAGGUGAGUGCGGGCAGGACAAACCGAAGCAGCCCCAGCCCGCCCUGCCCUCUGGACCCCCGUCUUCCUCUGCAGAGUGCUCAGGGAAACACCCCUCCCCGGAGGCUGCCGCCUGCCUGACCACCUGGAUUUUCCUCCCCUUCUCGGCCUCCUCCCUUCAUCUGAGCUAGUGAAUUGAUUGGAAUUUUUUUUUAAUGCUUAAAAUUUGAUUUUCUCUUUUCACAGCAACAUUUUGUUAAUUUUUUUUCUGCACAGCUUUUCCAAAAUAAAGACCUUCCAAAUGAGGCUACCACUCCCUAUCCCGCCUCCUCCUGCCCCCACAGCUAACUCAAGUGGCCAGGUUGUCCCCUCUCCCCUUGAGAUUCGCUAUCCUCUCCAGGCCUGUUCUGACCUCUGGGGAGGGGGGACAGCAACCAAGAACACAUAUGAGCCCAAG